Oncorhynchus gorbuscha (pink salmon) is the source of this 5399-nucleotide messenger RNA. It is a transcript of the gene ppp1r13ba, whose product is annotated as protein phosphatase 1, regulatory subunit 13Ba. Bases 558 to 4010 code for a protein of 1150 amino acids. The transcript has 19 exons. Gene Ontology annotation, biological process: regulation of apoptotic process. NCBI's taxonomy places the organism in Eukaryota, Metazoa, Chordata, Actinopteri, Salmoniformes, Salmonidae. Gene Ontology annotation, molecular function: p53 binding. Gene Ontology annotation, cellular component: nucleus. The record is from RefSeq and is a predicted model, not a curated record.
GUCAUAAUGUGGCUAUCCAGGCAUGAAAGUCAAAGUAACAUUGUUGCGGUUGGAAUGGAUUUGAUGUCAUAUUUUCUUGAUAUGAAGCAUAAAUUACUUUAGCGCGUUCUUGUUAGCAUUUGCAGUAUUAUUUCACGGAUAGCCAUAUAAAAGCAGCCGUCUUUGCUACAACAGCAUUUAGCGGAUUUGUCCUGGCCUUUGAUUAUACUAUUUAUUCCUGCGCGCGGGCGGUCGAACCCUCUAAAGGCAAUCGGCGAAUUAUUUGUGGCAUGAACUUUCAUUCGCUCAGCAGCAAACUCACCGAAACAACAUGCCUCCCAACUACGCUGAGUGAUGUUCACUGACUAUUGCGUGCCGUGAUCCACUUCGCCCUCAGCGUCUAGUUAUGCCUGCAUCGCUGUGGGACCAAGUAUCGUUACUUUAGGACCAUUACAUCCGAUUCUGGAGAGGGACGCACUCGACCAUACCGACCAGUUAUUCUGACCAGAGAGAGAGUUUCUCCAAGAGAUUGGCUGGGAUAAACAUUAAUUGACUGACUAAAGUCAUGACGCCGCUCUAUGAAGAGGUUCUUCAGCAUGGUGCAGCACAGCCUGAUCAGUGUGACCAAGGACAAGGCCUGGCUCCACCAGAUGGUAUGUCCCGGGCCGCAGCCACAGGAGAAAGAGAACAGGAAGGCACAGGUGCCACACAGGGCAGCUAAGAUGAUCUUGACAGUGUACCUGAGCGACAGCCAGCAGAUGCUGACAGAGGUGCCCAUCACCCCAGAGACCACCUGUAAAGACGUGGUGGAGUUCUGUAAGGAGGCCGGAGAAGGUGGCUGUCACCUGACUGAUGUCUGGAAGGGCAACGAGAGAGUGAUCCCCUUUGACAUCCUGAUGUUUGAGCACCUGCAGGAGUGGGGUCCCAGGAGGAUGGAGGUCAUGUUCUACCUGAGACACGAAGACUCCCCCUCAGAGAGCAGCGACCAGGGGAGCCAGCUCUCUCAGGAACAGUCCAACAGAGGCAGUGGAGGGAGCUCAGACCAGUCAUGUGAGGAAAGGGUGGGGAACCCUUGCGUGGAGCUGACUCUGUCGGAGCUGCAGGAGAUGGCCACACGGCAACAGCAACAGAUCGAGACCCAACAGCAGAUGCUGGUUGCCAAGGAGCAGCGUCUGAGGUACCUGCAGCAGCAGGACCACAGACAGGGCCAGACGGUGUCAGAGGCUGAGAAGCUACAGAGGUUGAUGGAGCGAGUGGAGAGUCAGGAGGCCAAACUAAAGAAGAUCCGCGCCAUGAGGGGCCAGGUGGACUACAGCAAGCUCAUCAAUGGCAACCUGUCAGCUGAGAUCCAGCAUGUGAGUGGGCAGUUCCAGGAGAAGCAGGCAGAGCUGCAGUCAGCUGUGGUGAAGGUGGACCAACUCAACCAGCAGCUUGAGGACCUGAGGAGGGGACGUCUCAACGGCCUGCAGCCCCUAGGAGGACCUCUCACUGGCACCGCCGCUCUGGAGCUACGCAAACUCUACCAGGAACUACAGGUGCGUAACAAGCUGAACACGGAGCAUAGUGGCAGGCUGCAGCAGAACAAGGAGCUGCUGAAUAAGCGCAACACGGAGGUGACUAUGAUGGACAAGCGCAUUGGGGACCUUCGCGACCGCCUGCACAAGAAAAAAACAGAGCUUAACAGGAUAAACGGUCCUCCCUCCCCCCAGCCCACUCCCAGCAGCUCAGGCCGCAUAGCCGCGGUAUGUCCGUAUAUCCAGGUGCCCGUCCCAGGCAGACAAGAGGUGGGCUAUGCUCUGCCCCCAGACCCCGUCAAACCACCGUUUGUCCCUGGGACUGGCACCAUCAGCCAUGGCCGCUCCAAAUCAGAGGAGGAAGGGUGCGGUGUGAGGAAGCCCUUCGUCCAAUGGAAGGUCUCAGAUUUAGACAUCAUAGUGGACCCCAUGGAGAUGAGAGACGUGCCCCGGUCCCCCUCAGGGGCCUGCAGUGCCGACACAGUCUGGAGCCAGGGGCUAGGGCAGCAGAAGCAGAUGGGCCUAAGUUACAGGGCUCAAUAUCAACAACAUAAAUCCAAUGAAGCAGUGUGGCCCACCCUUAGUAAAAGUGUCUCCUCGAUGCAACCUUCAGAUUGGAGAAACACCAGCCCAGACCAGAGCCUUGACUUCAGUAAGCUACCAGGAGGAUCCGUGUCCAAACCACUACCCAUCUAUGGGACCUAUCCUGCACCUACUGGCCACCCGUCUAUAGUCUGCUCUACCAGCUCCCUGACCAGGUCCGCCCCUGCCACUUUAGCCUGGCAGCGUUCAGCCCCAGCACCUCCUGGUUACUCCUCCCAGCAGAUCCAGCAGCGUAUCUCUGUCCCUCCUAGCCCCACACCUCAGUCAGGCCUGGGGGAGGGGGAGAGUCCUGACCCCCUGCCGGCUGUGGCUGUGAGACCCUACGUUCCAGACCGGUCCUCCUCCAGGCCUCAGUCCCCCAGGAAGGGCCCUGCCACUAUGAACUCCUCCUCCAUCUACCACAUGUACCUGCAGCAGCCUGCAGCAGCCAAGAGCUACCCAGCAGGAGGCAGAUCUGCUGUCAAAGCAGUGUAUGGGAAACCUGUGCUUCCCUCCAGCACCUCUCCCUCCCCUGUGCCCUUCCAGCAUGAGGCCCUGUCCCCAGGAGGAGAGAGUGGAGGGGACAUGGUGGACAGGGAAGGGGACACCACAGAGGGUAGACUCCUAACCCCUCCCAGCGUGGAGAACAUCCCGCGGCCCCUGAGCCCCACCAAGCUGACCCCCGUGGCCCACUCCCCGCUGCGCUACCAGAGCGACGCCGACCUAGAGGUCCUGCGCCGGCGGCUGACCAAUGCACCGCGCCCGCUGAAGAAACGCAGCUCCAUCACAGAGCCAGAGGGCCCCACCGGACCCAACAUCCAGAAGCUCCUGUACCAGCGCUUCAACACCCUGGCCGGAGGCAUGGAGGGCGGCAACAGCACCCCAUUCUACCAGCCCGUCUUCAUGGGUGGUGUCCUGGGAUGUCCUGACAUGGACAACAUCAACACUUCUAAUGGGAACCUGAUCGGGACAGCUUCCCUGGUCAUCACUGCCGCAGACGGUACCAACUCAGACCAUCGCCUGUCCUCUUCCAUGUCCCCUUCCUCUGACUCCAAUGAGAGGAGGACACGCCCACCCAGUGAGACCACUCCCCGCAUGCCCACCCCCCAGCCCAGCUUGGAAGACAACAACAACCAACCUGGUCCUUCUAGCACCACCUCCACUCCCAGGCCCAUCCCCAUCCCUGAGGCCUCGUCUCCCCAGCCGAAAGAAACCUCUCCCCGGACUGUCACACCCCCGGCAUUGCCUAAGCAGAUCAAGAGGACUAACCUGAAGAAACCUGAGUCAGAGAGGACAGGCCAUGGGCUGCGGGUCAAGUUCAACCCUCUUGCCCUGCUACUGGAUGCCUCUCUGGAGGGAGAGUUUGACUUGGUGCAGCGGAUCAUCUAUGAGGUUGAGAACCCCAGCACGGCUAAUGACGAGGGCAUCACCCCCCUUCACAACGCCGUAUGUGCUGGACGUCACCACAUCGUCAAGUUCCUGCUCGACUUUGGAGUUAACGUCAACGCUGCUGACAGCGAUGGAUGGACCCCACUACACUGUGCGGCCUCCUGUAACAGUGUGCAUCUCUGUAAGCUGCUGGUGGAGUCAGGGGCAGCCAUCUUUGCCACCACCAUCAGUGAUGUGGAGACAGCGGCUGAUAAAUGUGAGGAGAUGGAGGACGGAUACACACAGUGUUCCCAGUUCCUCUUCGGGCUGCAGGAGAAGCUAGGGGUGAUGAAUAAAGGGUCUGUGUAUGCGCUGUGGGACUAUGAGGCACAGAGCUCAGAUGAGCUGUCCUUCCACGAGGGAGACGCCAUCACCACCCUGAGUCGCAGGGACCACGCUGAGACAGAGUGGUGGUGGGCCAGGCUACAUGACAAUGAGGGCUACGUACCACGCAACCUGCUCGGGUUGUAUCCAAGGAUCAAGCCUAGACAACGUUCUCUGGCAUAGAGAAGACUGUGCACGUUGUUGUGCUCUGACUGGGCUCAGAGCUGGGUCUGACUGGAUCUGCAGACAGUGGCUGUGCCCGGACAGUGCCCUCUCUUUGUGCCAGUCUGUGCCUCCCCAGAACAAAGGACAAGGGCCCGGGCAUGGACAGAGGGGUCAUAUCCGGACAGACAGACAUGCUUGGAAUUGGUGGUCACUUACCUAAGAGGAAGUAGAGGCAGUAUCCACGGCCCAGAGAUCAUUCAGAGAAUACUCUGAGCAGAGCUCCCCUCUUUCCCUUCUCACUCAGUGUUUGUCUCCUGUGUGUCAGUCAGAGUAAGGCCUAAAUGUGAUGGUCUCAGAAAAGGGAGCAGAGAACAGGGGCAGUCAUGAGUUAUUGAAUAUGGGUUUUGCAGUAAGUGCUGUUUGAAGGCGAUCAGAGUUCAAACUCUGGAGGUCAUAUCUUCAGGGUUCAGCAGAGGAAAGAAAGGAACAGGUUUUUACAAGAUGAGAAAAGGAAGGAAAGUGACGGAAGGUGUAAUUGAAAGACUUUGAAGGCCAGUUAAAACUACUAAAAGAUGUGUGGAAUGUUCUAAACAGUCAUACAAUGUUGGUGCUAUUUAUGCAAACCAAACGUGUUCUGAAGGAAUGAGUGGAAGAUGUAAUGCUGGGAUGGGAAAGUGAAAGGGGCUGCAUUCUCUUCUACAGAUGCAAUAACUAUGAAGCUAACUAUGGGUGUGAAUUUGAACUAAACUCAUCAUAAGCCUACAGUAUAUAAGUGCUUUAUCACCUAAAAAGGCCUAUAGUUGGAUCUCUCUUUGGAGUGUUUCAUUUUGAGUUACAUUUUAACAGACGUUUGUACAUUGUAUUGUUUUCCCUUUUUUUGUUUCAAGUUGGUUGUUGUCUUUUUAAUACCCAUCAUGCAAAGGGAUACACAUUUUGAUCACUGAUUAUAGCCAUACCACAGGAGGUUGGUGGCACCUUAAUUGGGGAGGAUGGGUUUGUGGUAAUGGCUGGAGCGGAAUAGUGGAAUGGUAUCAAAUACAGCAAACAUAUGGUUUCCAUGAGUUUGAUGACAUUCCAUUUGCUCCGGUCCAGCCAUUAUUGUGAGACGUCCUCCCCUCAGCAGCCUCCACUGAGCCAUACUGUACUAUCUUUGGUAUAGCCUACCUGUUGACUGAUGCUGGCUUGAUCAAUAGGUUGUGUAUCACCAUCAGUUCUAUGGGAUGGUUUAUGUGACAAAACGAACACCAAACAAUAUGCAUAAUGAAAUGUAAAUGUACACAAUAUAAAUAAUGAUUUCCCUUAAAUGGGAAUAAAAAAUGUUUUAACAUAUACUGAACAAAAAUAUGAAUGCAACGUAAAGUGUUGGUCCCAUGUUUCAUAAACUGAAAUAAAAGAUUCCAGAAAUGU